AGCCGUCUCGGCUCAUGGCCACGCCGGCUCGAGGCCCAGGUGCCACCUAGGCUUCCGCGACCUGCGUCGCCGCCAGGCACGCUGUCGCCUCCCGAUCGGCGCCCCGGGGGCAGCAUGGCCGCCGCGGAGAGCAAGUACAAGAGGCGGCUAGCCGAGAUCGCCGAGGAUGAUAAGCCACCCGAACUCGACCCUGACGAAGACAACAACUAUCAGGACUACGUGUCCAUCAAGACCCGCAAGGCGAUGCGCAAGGAGAAGCUCACGAGCGUGAGGCAGCGAGAGCGCAAGGAGGAGGUGGAGAAGGUGAUCCACGAAACGAUUCAGGCAGAGAAGAAGCGCCGUGGCGUGGCCAACUCGCUCCUGGCAGUUUCGCAGAAGCUGCGACAAGAGGAAGAGCUGAAUCGCGAAUCGCGGGAAGAAGCCGAAGUGGAAGCUAUCCAGAAAGAGGAGGAGAACAUUUUAGAUCAGGUGCAGAUGCAGAUGAGCACCCCGUUAAUGUCUGUGAGAGAGCGUGCCAAGGGCAUCGUGUAUACAGAGCGUAUGCCUUCCAUUGGUGGUUGGCGUCCUCUGAAGAAGUACCGCGAUAUGCCCGAGGAAGAACGCGCGGCGAUCCGGGAAAAGUUCUUCAUUGAGACCAACGGCGAGGACAUUCCAGCCCCUAUCAAGAAGUUCGAGGAGAUGCGCUUGCCGCGGGGUUUGCUCGAGGGUCUCAAGCUGAAGGGUAUCCAGCGGCCGACGCAGAUUCAGAUGCAGGGAAUCCCCGCAGCAUUGAUGGGGCGUGACUUGAUAGGAAUCGCAUUCACUGGCAGUGGAAAGACGUUGGUGUUUGGUAUUCCGAUGAUCCUGUGCUCGCUGGAGCAGGAGAUCCGAUCCAGAGUGCAGAGCUCUGAGGGCCCCUAUGGUUUGAUUAUCGCUCCCUCGCGCGAGCUGGCCCAUCAGACGUACGAGGUGAUAGAGUUCUACACGGACCAGCUGGUGGAGCACCACAAGGAGUUCCCGAAGCUGAGGACCGUGCUCACGAUCGGAGGCCUGAGCACAGGAACGCAGGCCGGGGCACUGCGGCGAGGCGUCCACAUGGUCGUGGCCACUCCAGGACGCCUCAACGACCUGCUGAACAAGAAGAAGUUUUCAAUGGCGCAGUGCCAGUAUCUCUGCAUGGAUGAGGCGGACCGUAUGGUAGACCUGGGCUUCGAAGAAGAGAUCCGCAACACUCUGGAUUGCUUUCGAGGCCAGCGCCAGACAUUGCUCUUCAGCGCCACGAUGCCCAAGAAGAUCCAGGACUUUGCAAAGACAGCGCUCGUCGACCCGAUUGUCAUCAACGUGGGCCGAGCCGGCGCGGCUAACUUGGACGUUAUCCAGGAGGUCGAGUACGUGAAGCAGGAGGCCAAGCUGGUUUACUUGCUGAAGUGCCUCCAGAAGACGCCGCCGCCCGUGCUGAUCUUCUGCGAAAACAAGUCAGACGUCGACGAUGUGCACGAGUACUUGCUCCUCAAGGGCGUGGAGGUCGUGGCGAUCCACGGCGGCCUGGACCAGGAGGAGAGGCACGAGGCGAUCAAGUCCUUCAAGGAGGGUACGAAGGACGUCCUCAUAGGCACGGACGUGGCCUCGAAGGGGUUGGACUUCCCAGCGAUCCAGCACGUGAUCAACUUCGACAUGCCCAAGGAGAUCGAGAACUACGUGCACCGCAUCGGGCGUACGGGUCGCUGCGGGCGCACUGGCGUGGCCACCACGUUCGUCAACAAGAACCAGGAGGAGACCAUCCUUCUGGAUCUCAAGGCCCUUCUUCUUGAGGCAGGGCAGAACGUGCCGCCAUUCCUCAUGCAAUUGGAUUCGGUCGCCGACGUGCAUAAUGUUCAGGAGAUCGGUGGAGUCAAGGGAUGCGCCUAUUGUGGCGGUCUUGGGCACCGUAUUGCGAAUUGCCCCAAGCUGGAGAACACACGGCAGAAGACGGCGUCGGGCCAGAAGGACUACAUCCUCACCACAGGAGGCAGGUUCGGAGGCACCGAAGGCUACGCCGGCGACUGGUAAGCACUGUGCGCCGCAGCUGCGCAAGUGAGAGGAUACAUGUUGCCUACUCUUGUGUCUUGCCUCGAUCGACGUGUCGCGGCAGCACUGCCUCGCGCCAGCUGGGGUAAGGCAAAAUUGAUUAGAGGUCCCUUCUCGUCGUCGUCUGGUCCUCGGCGGCCGUCUGCCAGCUUUCCUCUUUGACCUCCUCCUGCUCGGCCUCCUCCGCC
Molecule: messenger RNA, 2234 nt
Organism: Prorocentrum cordatum
Lineage: Eukaryota; Dinophyceae; Prorocentrales; Prorocentraceae
Source: the annotation of a GenBank genome assembly